GCAAUUCUGACCAUAGACGGAAGGCAGAAAAGUUCGAUCUUUCGCUUUAUAAAGGUGAAGAAACUCGUCAACCCUGGCCUGCUCGUGGGGCCUUGCAUCGAUCCCCUGAAACACGAGCGGUGCCAGUGCCGGACCUUGGCACCCCUAGUUCGCUCCCAGACGCUGCUGUCACGGGCGUCUGUCAUGUCAAGGGCGUCGAACCGGGAAAUGACGAUGAGACGGUCUCCCUCCAGACAUCAGGGCAUCAUCAACUAUGACAACGCUGAGCAGCAAAUGACAACAGGCUUCCGGUCAUUGCCUAACCCCGCCCUGAUGGACCGUGACGUAGAGAAGGACAACAAUUUGGAUUCCAUUACGACUACGCACACACAGCUGGAAGUUGAGGACACGCCCCCUCCCCUGGCCCCGAAGAGGUCGUCCCUGACAGGCGCCAGCGGAGGGCAAGAAAGCCGAUUAGGGGCAGGGGGCAGGGAGAGCAGAGCCGGAGGGAGGGAGAGCAGGGCGGGAGGGAGAGAGAGCAGACUGGGAGCGUACGAGAACAGGAUGGACAGCAGCGACAGCAAACUAGGAGGAGGAGGAUAUGACGGAAGAGAUGGUGGUCGAGGAGGAGAAGGAGGAUUCGGAGGAGGAGGAGGUUUUGGAGGCCGAGGGGGUCCGUACGGGGGCUCGGGCUACGGUGGGAGGGGGUCGUCAGCCCACAACCCCGACGUGCAGCUGACCACAAUCUACCCUCCGCCUCGCCACUUCGAACUCUAGCAUCCAGCCAGCUACGCCUAGCCUGAGAAACGCCCUGGAAAAAAGCUAAAAGUCAGAAGAUAUAUUUCGGCUUCGGAAUGAACACUCGACCUUAAAAAAUGCGUUAGUGUCCCCCUCCCCUUUUUAUGAAGAAUCCGAAACCAGAAGCUUAAAGGAAUUUUACUUAUUUGACUUCAAAAAGGAGCCGAUGAAUGAAAGACUCCUCCCAGACAAACAAUUAAACAAGUAAACAAAAGAAUAAGCCAAUUAAUCAACCAGUAAAUAACUUAAGACACUAAAUUUGCAUCGACUCCCCUCUCAGGCUGGAAGCGUAGCAGCAGGUGCAGUGGUAAACGAAGGCAAAUCCACAUAAGGUGAAUGCAUUUCGUUCCAUGUAGCGUUGACCCUCGUCCUUUCCGUGGUCGGAUGAAGACGAACUGAACCUCCAAUGAGAGGCGAUAGCUCGUCCUAAGUUAUGCAUAUACACGAGCUGGGAUAAUAUUAAGGCAUUAUAUACAUAAGAUUUCGUUGCUGUAAUGUUCUUUUUGUGCUUCGAAAGAUAAAUAAGAUAAUAAAGUCGGGGUAUUUAUGUACAUUAUAUACAUACACACAUAUAAAGGCAUUUGCAUAUUGCAUGCAUUUCCCAUUAUUUAUUUAAGUAUAUGCUUUAUCUGUUAUCACUUACGAUUGGGAAAUAAAAAUGGAGUAAAGAACAUUGAUGAUCCAGACUUUAUAAAAGGUUUGAGACCAAAUAGCAUUUGUGUUAUUGUCUCAAACAUGAGUUGCAUUAUCUGUUAUGACAUAUACACCAUGAUUUAUAAUUUAAAAAUACAUUUCAUACGUUAUUGUAACCUUUGAUAUAAAUGUGUUGCAUAAAAUAGAAAACUCUAAAAAAAAAAUGUUUGAAAAAAUGGUGCAGGUCUCAGACACUGUGUGAAUAAUGAGGGCAUUAAUACCUGUAGGUAAUUAAACUACACUCCGAUAAACUUUAUGAAAAAGUUGAUUCGAAAUAAUGUUUGUGACUCUACAAACAAUUUGAAAUGUAUUUGGUCAUUUGAUAGCAACCUGACCUUGCAUGUAAGGUCGUAUAAACUAGAAUAAUAUUAUCAAUAUGUAAAUUAGCUUACUGUAGUUCUGUA
Penaeus chinensis is the source of this 1874-nucleotide messenger RNA. Its product is annotated as cold shock protein 2-like. The record is from RefSeq and is a predicted model, not a curated record. NCBI's taxonomy places the organism in Eukaryota, Metazoa, Arthropoda, Malacostraca, Decapoda, Penaeidae. Bases 184 to 756 code for a protein of 190 amino acids. The transcript is spliced from 4 exons.